Molecule: messenger RNA, 579 nt
Organism: Pleurotus ostreatus (oyster mushroom)
Lineage: Eukaryota; Fungi; Basidiomycota; Agaricomycetes; Agaricales; Pleurotaceae
Exons: 5
Coding region: 1-579 (192 amino acids)
Molecular function (GO): fatty acyl-CoA hydrolase activity
Source: RefSeq, a predicted model, not a curated record
AUGGCCUCCAGUACCAAGGACUUCGACUCCGGCUCUGGAAAGGAGCUUGACAUAAGCCUUGAGGUCUCCAACAUCGCAGGGAACGCUUCCCCGGACAUCAAGGCAUUUGUAGCGAAUCCCUUGUGGAUAGCGAACUCGGAGACCAGCUUUGCGAUAAAAAUCGCGAAAAACAUCGUGGUAACCGAGGUUUCCAUCCUUCCGAAGAACGAGGAGCCGCUGAAGAAGGAAGCGAGGGUGGUGUGCGAGAUGGCUGUAACAGAAGAUAUGCUUAAUGGGGGAGGGAAGAUCCACGGGGGGUGCUCUGCGACUUUGGUGGAUAUCUGCACUUCGUACGCUCUUAUCGCGUACAAUAUGGCCGUGAUCGGGGAGGCGACGCCUUCCGUUUCACAAGCCAUUAACAUGGUGUAUCACUCGCCUGCAGACUUAGGAGACAAACUCAAGAUUGUCAAUACAACCAUGUCGGUCGGCGCACGGGCUAUGUCCGCCCGUUGUGAGAUAUGGAAUGCUAGUCAACAUAGACUUGUUGCUUCUGGUACUCACAUCACCAUGCAACCCUCAUUGCCAAAGUCAAAGCUAUGA